Molecule: messenger RNA, 1041 nt
Organism: Triticum turgidum subsp. durum (durum wheat)
Lineage: Eukaryota; Viridiplantae; Streptophyta; Magnoliopsida; Poales; Poaceae
Source: the annotation of a GenBank genome assembly
AUGACGAUCUGCGCGGGCUUCGAUUCCUACCGGGCGUCGCCGGCGGACAUGCGGGUCGUGACGUCGGACGGGCAGAGCAUCGCCGCGCAUUCCUACAUUCUUGCCUCGGCGUCGCCGGUGCUGGAGCGGAUGAUCGACAGGGCGCAGCGCGGGUGGGGCGCCGAGUGCACCAUCCCCGUCCUCGGCGUCUCCUUCGACGCCGUCCACGCCUUCAUCCACUUCCUCUACUCCUCCAAGUCCAAGGUGGUGCCCGCGGAGGAGGAGGCGGUGGGCGCGAACUGGACGCAGCUGCUGGCGCUGGCGCACGCGUACCGGGUGGGGUGGCUGAAGCGGGCGGCGGAGGCGGCCGUGUCGGCGCGCCUGACGCCGGAGCGCGCCGUGGACAUGCUGAAGCUGGCGAGGCUCUGCGACGCGCCGCGGCUGUACAUGCGGUGCGCGCGCCUCGCGGCCAAGGAGUUCGCGGCCGUGGAGCAGUCCGACGGGUGGCGCUUCGCGCGGCGCCACGACGCCGCGCUGGAGCUCGAGCUCCUCACGCUCCUCGAGGACGCCGACCAGCGGAACGAGCGUUGGGCGCGCGAGAGGGCCGCGCAGGAGGCGUGCCGGCAGCUCGGUCAGGCCAUGGCCUCCCUCGAGCACAUCUUCCCCGGCGAGUCCGGCGCCAAGGCCGCCUGCGCGGACGCGGACGCGCCGUGCGCGAGGGCGGGGUGCACGUGCCGGGGCCUGCAGGUGCUGAUGCGGCACUUCGCGACGUGCGCGAGAAAGAUGGCGCCCGGCGGGUGCGCGCGGUGCAAGCGCAUGCUGCAGCUGUUCCGGCUCCACGCCUCCGUCUGCGACCGGCCGGACCGGGCCUGCCGUGUGCCGCUUUGCAGCCAUUUCAAGGCGAAAUCGCAGAUGGGGAAAGCGGACAAGACAUGGCGGCUUCUGGUGAAGAAGGUGACGAGGGCCAAGGUGAUGUCCUCCAUGGCCGAGAGGAAGGUGGUGCCGGAGGUCGUGGCCGAGUCAUGGGCGAGGUACAACCGUAGAGGAGCCAAGUUGAGAUGA